Lotus japonicus is the source of this 792-nucleotide messenger RNA. RefSeq lists its product as uncharacterized. Gene Ontology annotation, molecular function: nucleic acid binding; zinc ion binding. The record is from RefSeq and is a predicted model, not a curated record. The coding region runs from base 1 to 792 and encodes 263 amino acids. NCBI's taxonomy places the organism in Eukaryota, Viridiplantae, Streptophyta, Magnoliopsida, Fabales, Fabaceae. The transcript has a single exon.
AUGCACCAUGGCUACUUUCUUAUUCAAUUUGACCUUGAGGAUGAUAGAGAGAAAGCUAUGGUUGGGGCACCAUGGAUGAUCUAUGAUCAUUAUCUUGCGGUUAAGCCUUGGACGCCAGACUUUGUCGAUGCGAAUUCUACAAUAAGCACCACUGCAGUUUGGAUUCGUAUCCCAGGCCUUGGGUUCCAAUUUUAUGAUGAAAGUAUUCUUCUGACUCUAGCCUCCGCCGUGGGGACGCCGAUCAAAGUCGACAUGAAUACGACAGAUACGCGAAGGGGAAAGUAUGCAAGGGUGUGUGUUGAAAUUAACCUGAACCAGCCAGUACUGGGAAGGGCUGGGCUCCGGGGUGUAUGGUACAAUAUCGAAUAUGAAGGGAUGCACUUGUUAUGCUCGAACUGCGGAUGCUAUGGUCAUCUUGCAAGCAACUGCCAGAGGACACCGGUGCCAAAACCAACGUCUCAACCAGCCCCAGCGACGACGGCUUCCAUGGGGACUCCUACGGCGGCGGCGGCUGAACCUAGCCAGGAAACCCUAGGAACGGAGACUCAGAUGGCAGAGAACGUUAUUGCAGGCGAGAAAUCCGCGAAUAUUGAUUGCCCGGAUGCUGCUCACGGUGAUUGGAUGACAGUCACGAGAAAAGGGUGGAAGAAUUUAAACGCUUCAACCAAGAAGCAAUCAACGCAAAAUCAGAAGCAGUCUCGCGCGUCUUCAGGAGAGAAAAAUGAGCAGAAUCAGGUGGAUAGUAAUGGAGAAAAGAACAGUAUCACAAGUGGGGCCCUAGUAUUCGAAUGA